UUUGAAUGGAAACAGAGCCUGAGACGGAUUUUGAGACAGAGUUCUUUACAACACAACUAGAUGAUCCAGAGAUUGACGAAGUCUUCAAAGAUCUUGAUGAUCAAGAUGAUGAUUCUGACACAUCUUCUGAAGAAGAUAAAGAAGGAUUUGAGAGUCCCAAAGAUCUCAAGAAAUAUGUUAAGAAAAAUAUGGAUCGUUCUGAAGGAUUUACUAUUGAAAAGCUUCCUUCGUUUGAGAAAGAAGACUCUGAUAAAAAAGGAGCAUUCCUUGAUAUAAUAAUUGAUAAAGAGCUACUAGAGCUCGCUUCUCCUAUCCUAGAGAGCCAUCUAGACCUAUUUAAGAAAGAUGUGAAGGAAAUUUUGGAAUCUGGAAAGAUUGAUAAAAGUACUCUGACUGAGAUUGUGACUAAUCAUCUUGAAUUACUAAAUAAGCAGAUCACAAAGAAAAUUAAAGAUUCCACUCAAGAAUUUGCUCAAGGAGUCAUAAGAAUUUUCAAAGCGACUGCUAAGGACAUAGUGAAGACAGAGAGUAAAUCAUCUGCUUCAGCCUAUGAAAACCCUGAGGACGACCCUGAACUUCUUGAGAAGAUCGCCUUAGCUGAAGAAUGGAAGCAAUCAACUUUAGAUUGCUGAUACAGUAUUUACUCAGGAAAGGGGAAAUUUUGGGAUUCUUACAUAUUUGAAGAGCUAUCAGAGGACUAUAUCCUCAAACUUCUUGGCCUGUUUAUUAAUUGUCAAGAAAUCAAGACUGAGGAAGAGAAGGAUGAAUUGUGCAAUAACUACCUCCAUCUGUCUAGUUGGAUAUUAAGUUCAUAUCCAAGUGCGUCUUUUUCAGAGAAAGAUCUGAUGAAAAUUUAUAAAAUAAAUAUCAAGAAUACUGACUGGAGGGUUGAUGCUCCAAUGAGAAUGGAAAUGUUCUCUAAGCUUACAGCAUAUCCAAGGAAAAUUGUCAAGCUGAAUAGCUUUAAGUAUUUUAUCAUUCAUAUUGCCUUGGUAAUGAGUAAGAAUGUUAAUGGCACUGGAGAGUUCACCCUAGCUCCUUUCAAUGCGUCAUGCAGGCAAUAUCUUCAUAGUUUCAUUCAAUGAGCUAGCCCAGAAGGAGCCUGUAUUGAUAUCCUCAGAGGAUUAGAACAAGGUAUCGGUACUUUUAACGUAAACAACCUCGGCUAUUUGGACCAAGAUCCUUUUCAAAAUCCUCAAAGUUCAAGCUUUAUUGGAGAAGAGAAGCUUAAUGUUUCAGGAUACCUUCUUGAUUGUAACACUGAGUCAGAAAAUUUUAUUGACAUUUGUUACAAGACAGCCCCUUUUAAUCUCACUGGUAAAGAAUUUAGCAAGAAAUAUGACUUUUCUGGAAAAGAUAUGCUGAAAAUGAAAUCAAAGAUUGUAGAAGAAGCUGUUAAAGUGAUCAAUUAUAAAAAGAAGAAGCAAUUAGCACCAGCAUUCUUUGAGUUAAUCAACCCUAUAAGCUUGGGAAGUAAGCAUGUAACUAUCUCUAUUGGAGGUCUUUUCACAAAUAAAAUCACUUCAAAUUGGAAGAACUGGUCUAAAUCUCAUUUUGCAGAUUCUAUCUAUAGUUACAAGUGGUCUGUGAAAAAUGAGAUGCCUGGCUGGAAGGCAUUCAUUCCUUCGAUGACUUCCCUCUUAAGCAUAAAGUCUUUAUUAAGCAAGUCAUUUUUGGCUUUACAAGCAUUUAAAGUACCUUGGGAUACCAGGAAGAAGUUUAUAAAGAUGCUAAAACUUGCUGAGAAGUAUGGAAAGCUCCUUGCUCAUCUUCUGAUUCUACAAUAUCCCUUUGUGAACCAAUCUAUCUGACUUAUAGGCUUUGAAGUAGGAGCCCAAGUAGUGUAUAGCUGUUUAGAAGAAUUGGUGAAGCUUAAGGCCAACAACAUAAUCCAUAAUGUGUACUUUAUUAAAGGAAUUGUUGCUGCCAAGAAUAGUAAAAAGUGGGUCGAGAAUUUAAGCAUGGUUAGAGGCACAAUUUACAACUAUUAUUCACAAAAUGAUAAAACUGUCUUUAUGUUCAAGUCAAUUACUCUUUCUAAGCCUAUUGGAAUGAUGCCCUUACUUGAUAUUAAAGACAAGGAAGACUUGACUGAUGGGGAGAAGGUUAAACGUGAGCGUUUUAGGUCAAUGACAGAGCAACUCAGGAUCAGGAAUAUUGAUGCCUCUAAUCUCCCAGAUAAGGCAAAGAAAUUUAAAGAUGAGUUUCAUAGAAUCAUGACCUCUAUUGAAUUCUAA
Moneuplotes crassus is the source of this 2237-nucleotide messenger RNA. The record is from the annotation of a GenBank genome assembly. NCBI's taxonomy places the organism in Eukaryota, Ciliophora, Spirotrichea, Euplotida, Euplotidae.